AUGGCAACUUUAUUCCGAGUGAUUUGCUCGGCUAGCCUGACCAUCAUUGUUAUUCAUUGUUUUUCAUUAAUCACUUUGGUUGCUUGUAAAUCAUCUGGAAUGUCUAUCCAAAUGAUUGGUGGCGGUGGUGGUGCUGGUGGUGGUGGAAAUUCUUAUGGCGGUACUGGUGGUGAUCCAAUGCUAGUUCUUUCUGGUAAAGAUGGCACAAUGAUCGCUGGUGGACCAUGCAGUAUGAUACCGUUUUUAAUGUCACCAAGUAAAAAAGCAAAAAAGAAAGGUGGUGAUAUGAUCAUGAUGCUUGGCAGUGGUUGUAAUCGUCAACAAAGUUAUUCAUAUCCACAACCAAAACAUAUUCAAUUACAUUUACAUCCAAUCAUGAUGAAUUAUGGUGGUGGAUAUCCUAUGAGCGGUGGAUAUAAUGGAGGUAAUUACGGUGGUGGUGGUGGUGGUGGUCAUUCAUCUGGUGCGGAUUAUAUGGGUGGUAGCUAUGGAGAAAAUGGUGGAUAUAAUAGCGGGGGUAGUGGUGGUGGUUAUAAUGAGCGUAGCUAUUGAUAUUCAAUCAAUACAUUGAUCAAUUCA
Messenger RNA from Dermatophagoides farinae (American house dust mite), 579 nucleotides. RefSeq lists its product as uncharacterized. The record is from RefSeq and is a predicted model, not a curated record. NCBI's taxonomy places the organism in Eukaryota, Metazoa, Arthropoda, Arachnida, Sarcoptiformes, Pyroglyphidae.